Messenger RNA from Rhodofomes roseus, 1990 nucleotides. RefSeq lists its product as uncharacterized. The transcript has 6 exons. The coding region runs from base 152 to 1669 and encodes 505 amino acids. NCBI's taxonomy places the organism in Eukaryota, Fungi, Basidiomycota, Agaricomycetes, Polyporales, Fomitopsidaceae. The record is from RefSeq and is a predicted model, not a curated record.
GCGUGACAUGCGAGCGUACAGCAGUGGCUGCCAGUGUCGCGGCUGAUUCGAACUCGGGCUAUCUUAAGCUGUGCUGCUGUUCAUCUACCGAAUACUUCAGAGUAAUCUUGCGCCGUGGUUCCCCAGUCGCAGGGUCAGACUACCGGAGACGAUGGAGACUGAAAUUGACACCUUCCGCCACUUGAACACCGAUGUUCUUCUGCAGGUGUUCGAGCACCUACGGCCUGACCGCGACUUGCGCUCAUUGUCCAUGUCGUGCCGAUGGAUCCGACAAGAAAGUAUGGAUGUACUCUUCCGAAGCUGUUUAGUCAUCGUGAAGGAGCCGCUUUGCGCUGAGCGAUUCCUUCCGCAAUCUCUGUGGCCCUACGUUUGUCAUUUAUCUCUGAGAGACGAUUGCCCUGACAAAUGCGCCAUGAGCCCUCUGCGACAUCGUAGACAUGAGCUCCGGUUCACCGAGGACCCUUUGCUUUGUGGCACUAUGGAUCCCAGGUUCCUCAAGACCACGCUGCAGGCCAUGCCUCGCAUACGUUCGCUCUACCUGGCCUUCUGGUACCGGGAGAUACACGGGAUCGGGUGGGAUAACUUGGAAGCUAUCCUUUCGACGCCGCUGCUCCGCAGUGUCACGGUGGAGCAGUUUCUUUUCAGUCCGCGACAGGCACCAAUGAUAGAGAGUAUCGAGCGUAUUGCCCCGCUCACGACGUUCCGAUUCAAACAUCGCGUCAUCCGCGGGGAACUUCGUGAUUACCCGAUCCAGGAAGCCACACUUGGGCUGGUCAUCGGGAAGCUGCGGCAUACUCUGGAGUCCCUUCUACUUCCGAGCGAAGUAACGCCCUUCAGAGCCCUAGCGAGUAAUCAGUGGCCUCGCCUCAGGGAACUCCACCUCAUGGGUGAGAUCCAUUCGGGUCCAGACAUUCCUAUCCCAUUCGUGACCCUGUUUUCCGGAAUGCCCAAGCUGCGCACCCUGAAACUGCAGCUUGCUCUUCCUUGGGGCAUCGAUCGUCAGAUUCUACAGCUAUGGCCGAAGGACUACGAGGCACAAUUCCCGUGGCAAGAACUCGAUGAUCUCACUAUGUCAUUCCCAUGCUCCGAGGAUCAGAUCUACUCCCGCCUUCCCCGGACCAUGCAACGCCUCUCGUUACGCUGCACCCCGUAUUAUCACUUCAGUUCAUGGCGACGGCAUCCCCUCUUGGUCGCUUCAGCAAUGCUGGAGAUUCUCUCGAAGGUUGACACGCCGUCCCUGAAACAUCUUGAACUCGAGUAUCGCGCAGACGCUGCGGAAAAUGACCUCUUGCUCUGCUUAACCCAAAAGUUUCCUCGGCUGACAUCUUUGGAGAUACAUCGCUUCCUGCCAUUCGGCGGCGGCGGCCUGACCUUUAGUGACAUUGCGCUGCGGGUAGCAAAGCUCAAAAGCCUGCUCACGCUGCGAGCUUACUUGGACCCUGGCGAGCCUACUGAGUUUACAAUGCUAGAGCAGACUGCGGCGACUCUAGCCUCCAAACUCGCGCGCCCAGACUUCAAAUUGUGGCUAUUGCGCAUGAACGGCAGUAGUGGCCGUUGGUACCCCUUUUGCCUAGCAGCUGAACAAAACACUGAUCAGGAAGCACGAGCGGAGAUUGACCUGUCGAACAAUAAAGGCAAGGGAAUCGCAGCUAGCCUUUUUGAAGAAUGAUUAUGAGCUUCUUGGUCAGGCUGUCGAUCAAUCUUGCCUUACUUUCCACGAGACUUUGUCUUCAGGUACUACCCGGCUUCGCGAAACAGACGAAGAGCUCGGCGUAGCCUGAGGGUGCACGCAGUAAUGUAUAUUACCUUCUAUGUUAUCGAGUGCAAUCGGUACUACGAAAGGCACUUGCCGAUGGCAGAAGAGAAAUUGUGUGCGUUUUGGAUCUCUGAAUUCUUGUUAGCUUCUCAGCGUCCUGAGGGUGCACGCAGUAAUGUGUAUACCUUCUAUGUUAUCAUGUGCAAUCGGUACUACAAAUUGCACUGUUGUUCU